AUGACACCCGUGCUGUGCAGUGUCUUCAUCUGCUGGCUGGCGGCACUUCAUCCCAUCCUGCCAACCUUCCUCUUCAGGAGCCUCACUCAGUCAGUCAUCGUAGCUCUGUCAGUCUGCACGGCGGCGGCGGACCGGCCCCAAGCCUUUACCCAGCGGGCACAAGCGGCCAAAACCAAUGGUAAGCACAACUCCGGGAUCUUAGAGUCGCGCCAUCAGGAGAGUCGGUGUGCUGCCCUCCAGUAUCGAGCCAACAAGUAUUCAGCGGGAGGAGAAGGUCCCCGACACGGAGCCUCAAAGCUAGCGAUGCCCGGAUCCACGCCGGCCAGCAGCAAGGCUCGGGUGUACACCGAAGUCAACACACAGAAGAACCGGGAGUACUGGGACUAUGACGCACACGUGCCAAACUGGAGCAAUCAAGACAACUACCAGCUGGUCCGCAAGCUGGGCAGAGGGAAGUACAGCGAGGUGUUCGAGGCCAUAAACGUGACCAACAAUGACAAAGUGGUGGUGAAAAUCCUCAAACCCGUUAAGAAGAAGAAAAUCAAACGUGAAAUCAAGAUCCUUGAAAACCUGCGAGGAGGAACCAACAUCAUCCGCCUGGUGGACACGGUCAAAGACCCCGUGUCCAGAACACCAGCGCUUGUCUUUGAGUGCAUCAAUAACACAGAUUUUAAGGAGCUUUACCAAAAGCUGACAGACUACGAUAUCCGUUACUACAUGUAUGAGCUUCUCAAGGCUCUGGACUACUGUCACAGUAUGGGAAUCAUGCACAGGGACGUGAAGCCUCACAAUGUGAUGAUCGACCACCAGAUGAGGAAGCUGCGUCUUAUAGACUGGGGUUUGGCUGAAUUCUACCAUCCCGCUCAGGAAUACAACGUCAGGGUGGCCUCCCGCUAUUUCAAAGGCCCUGAGCUGCUAGUGGACUAUCAGAUGUACGACUAUAGUUUGGACAUGUGGAGUCUGGGCUGCAUGUUGGCCAGCAUGAUUUUUCUGAAGGAGCCAUUUUUCCAUGGUCAGGACAAUUAUGACCAGCUGGUCCGCAUCGCCAAAGUUCUCGGCACAGAUGAGCUGUUCGGCUAUCUGCACAAGUACCACAUAGAACUGGACACACGCUUCAAAGACCUGCUGGGACAGCAAACCCGGAAGCGCUGGGAGCAGUUCAUCCAGUCGGAGAACCAGCACCUGGUGAGCCCCGAGGCCCUGGACCUGCUGGACAAGCUGCUGCGCUACGACCACCAGCAGAGGCUGACGGCGGCCGAGGCCAUGCAGCACCCCUACUUCUAUCCUGUGGUGAAGGAACAAGUGAAUGCCAACACAGACGGCACAAAGGCAAUAAGCAGCUCCAAUGCAACAUGAUAACCAGAGAGCAGGAAGAAUCGUUGUUACCUCAACUUGUGACCUUUUCGUGGCAGAAACCUCUGCCUCCACAUCAACAGCCAUACUGGAGCAAGAUGUCAAAUUAGCAGCACACACAAACACGCACGGA
Salarias fasciatus (jewelled blenny) is the source of this 1486-nucleotide messenger RNA. RefSeq names its product casein kinase II subunit alpha'-like. The record is from RefSeq and is a predicted model, not a curated record. The coding region runs from base 1 to 1356 and encodes 451 amino acids. The transcript has 13 exons. Gene Ontology annotation, biological process: peptidyl-threonine phosphorylation; peptidyl-serine phosphorylation; regulation of chromosome separation. Gene Ontology annotation, cellular component: nucleus; cytosol; protein kinase CK2 complex. NCBI's taxonomy places the organism in Eukaryota, Metazoa, Chordata, Actinopteri, Blenniiformes, Blenniidae. Gene Ontology annotation, molecular function: ATP binding; protein serine/threonine kinase activity.